UUUUGCAGACCCAUCUUCUCUUGCACGAUGGCCCCAGGGCAGGUCCACAUGGCGGCUCCUGUUUGCCUAAUUGAGAACAUGCCGGACGGGAAGCUUGUGGUGAACCGGGAGGCUGCCGAGCUGCUUGCCGGGAUCUGCCAGCCAGUGGUGGUGGUGGCCAUUGUGGGGUUGUACCGCACCGGCAAGUCCUACCUCAUGAACAGGCUUGCCGGCAAGAGAAAAGGUUUCUGUCUGGGGACCACAGUGCAGGCGCUCACCAAAGGCAUCUGGAUGUGGUGUCUCCCGCAUCCCUAUAGGUCGGACCUCUCACUGGUGUUACUGGACACAGAAGGGUUGGGUGAUGUGCAGAAGGGAAACACACAGAACGACUCGUGGAUUUUUGCCCUGGCCAUUCUGCUCAGCAGCACCCUGGUGUACAACAGCAUAGGCAUCAUUGACCAAAAUGCCCUGGAGAACCUGCACUAUGUCACUGAGCUGACAAAAAAGAUUAAAGCAAAAGCUUCCUCCGGGGAAGAUACAGAGGAGGAGAACUCUGCCAAAUUUAUCCGUUUCUUCCCAGACUUCAUCUGGGCGUUGCGGGAUUUCACACUACAGCUGGAGAUAGAUGGACACCCCAUCACUGAGGACGGGUACCUGGAGGAAGCCCUGAGAUUGCAGGAAGGUGACACUCAGCAAAUCCAGAAGUUCAACAUGCCCAAGUCAUGUAUCCGCAAAUUCUUUCCGUCACGGAAAUGUUUCACGUUUGACCGUCCAGCUAACGGGAAAAAAUUGCAUAAGCUAGAGCAUCUGGAAGAAGAUGAUUUGGAGGAGGGUUUCUUGGAGCCGGUGGGUCGUUUCUGCCAACACAUCUGGGAGACAUCACGACUCAAGACAGUUCCAGGAGGCCAAGUUGUGACAGGGAGAAUGCUUGAGAAGUUAUUGAAGAUCUACGUCGAUGCUAUCAACAGCGGGGAUGUGCCAUGCUUGGAGAACGCAGUGCUGGCCCUGUCUGAGAUUGAGAACGCAGCUGCUGUGCACGAGGCCAUUUCCUGUUACGAAGAGCUGAUGGGGAAGCAGUUGGUGUUGCCCACAGACACUGUGGAUGAGCUGCUGGCUGUGCAUGCCGAGUGCGAGAAGGAAGCCAAUGCUGUCUUCAUGGCCCGUGCCUUUGGCAUCAUGCAGGUUAAAAAAUUCCAGGAGGAUCUUGAGCUUCAGCUGAAGCAGAAAAAGGAAGAAUUAUUCGAGAGAAACAAACAGGUGUCCUUUGACCGCUGCAAUGAUGUGCUGGUGGAGCUUUACCAGAAGCUGGAAGAUGGAGUCCACAUGGGAAUUUAUUCUGCUCCCGGUGGCUACCAGUGUUAUCUGAAGAAAUGGAACGAAAUGGUGGAGGAAUACUGUUCAGUACCCCAGAAAGGAAUUCAGGCAGACAAAGCUCUUGAAGAAUUCCAGAAAUCCAAGGAGACCGUGGCAAAAUCUCUCCUUCAAAUGGACCGCGCCUUGACUGCCCAAGAGAAGCAACUUGAAGCCCAGCGUGCUCAGGCCGAAGCAGCCCAGCUGCAGCUGAUGCUGUUGGAGCAAAAGCAGGCGCAGUUGGAGCAAAUGCUGGAGGAUGAGAAGCGAAGCCACCAUGAACAGCUCCAGCUGUUGUGGGAGAAGAUGGAGAAAGAGAAGAAGAUGUUUGAAGAGGAAAGAGAAAGGGCGAUACUGCUUAAACUCAAGGAACACAAGCUGCUGCUGAAAGAAGGAUUUCAGAGGAUGGCAAGGGAAAUGGAGCGUGAAAUCCAGCAUCUCAAGGAAGAAAAGAACAGCUUUCCCUGGGAACAGGCGUUGUCUAUAGUGAGAGAUUUGAUCCCAGUUGUGUUAUCUUUGAAGAUGCACAGUGGGAGCACGCCAAAGAGAUCGAAGAAAUAG
Lacerta agilis (Sand lizard) is the source of this 1890-nucleotide messenger RNA. RefSeq names its product guanylate-binding protein 1-like. The transcript has 10 exons. Bases 28 to 1890 code for a protein of 620 amino acids. NCBI's taxonomy places the organism in Eukaryota, Metazoa, Chordata, Lepidosauria, Squamata, Lacertidae. Gene Ontology annotation, molecular function: GTP binding; GTPase activity. The record is from RefSeq and is a predicted model, not a curated record.